Molecule: messenger RNA, 1242 nt
Organism: Cantharellus anzutake
Lineage: Eukaryota; Fungi; Basidiomycota; Agaricomycetes; Cantharellales; Hydnaceae
Exons: 5
Coding region: 9-779 (256 amino acids)
Source: RefSeq, a predicted model, not a curated record
CCCUCCUCAUGCCUGGCGCCCGUCGGUCACGAUCUCGCUCACCCUCAUCGCACCAUCGCCAUCACCAUCAGGGUGACAUCGUUCUAGCUGACUAUGGCAUCGAGAAAAUAAGUGAAGAUGAUUAUUUCCUCAAGAGUGACAACUUUCGUCUAUGGCUCAGACAGGACAAGGAUAAAUACUUUGACGAGCUGUCUGGUGACCAAGCCCGGUACUAUUUUGCCAAGUUUGUCAAGCGAUGGAACAGAGGCCAACUUAAACUACCUCUCUACCAGGUCGACAACAGCGCCUCUCCUGCACCAGCGUCUUCUCAAACCGCCUACAGAUGGUCUUUCGCAUCGAAAACUUCCAAAGCUGACCGAAAAGCCCUGGAAAAUGUUCGUGAACAGAUUGCUUCGGAUACGUCCAAUUCUCGGAAAACUUCCUUCGGCAAGCCUGCCUCAUCUUCGAUGACUCCACAUGAGCAUGCAACCGCGGGAAUUCGCUCUCCUAUCUCCACCAACAGGCGUAAGCUGAUAGGCCCCAGCAUGCCACAAGGUUCGGAUGCCCAACUCCUCGCUGAAGAGCAAUCGGAGUCUGCCACACUCCAUUUCAAAAUGUCGCGAAAACGUGCCCGUCAAGAAGAAUCUGAGCGUUUAGAUGAUGCUGUGCUGAUGGGUGGAGGUGCUGCUAAAGGUGAACGAUCCUUUCGGGAUGCAAGAGGCGACGACAGUGCGGGGUUUGAUAUGCGCGAUGAUGUCCUCAUGGGUAGUGGUAGUGCUGACAGUUUCAAAGCCGCGUGAGUACGAUGUUUCCGCUUAGGGUCUACCUGCUUUCGAUCCACCAUUCCUACCUUGGCUACACCCGCUAUCGCCUCGUGGUAGUGGCGACCCAUGUUGCUGUCAAAGCACGCCUUUUUUACUCUCCUCCACACUUUUUAUCACGUCAUUUUCCAUAACUGGACUCCUGUCAUCAACUUGGGGGUUCGGACUUUUGCGCUCCGAUUCGCACAGUGCCCCAGUUCUCGUGUCAGGUUUGACUUUUUGAGUUAUAUCGCCUCCCCCUUAUGGUGACUCGAUAUCAUCACAAAAAAGCCUCCUCAAACUAUCGAACCCCCUCCCCCCCUGAUCGGCUCAUUCAGUUGACCCACUUUGCACUCUCUGAUCUUGGACUUACAGGAUCGCAAGAAGGGACGCAGCUCGUGCCCGCGCCGAAGCAAGAUGGCAAGCCACACAGGAUGAACGUAGGGGAGGAAGUGGAAGUGGU